This is a messenger RNA of Cuscuta campestris, 670 nucleotides long. NCBI's taxonomy places the organism in Eukaryota, Viridiplantae, Streptophyta, Magnoliopsida, Solanales, Convolvulaceae. The record is from the annotation of a GenBank genome assembly.
GGAACACAUUCCGUCGUUAUUUUCGUCGUUAUGGAGAUUACCUACGGAAAUAAGGGUUUGGCGACGGAAUAAUUCCGUCGCCAUUUCAGCAGUUUUUUGUAGUGCAAUCGCAGAUGUUCAUGAGUGAGGGGGAGAUGGAAGAGGAAGCUGAUGCAUUUAAGGUGGUUUGUGAUGCAUUGGAAUAUGGAUGGAGCUUGACUAAUCCAUGUGAUGUUGAUAUGGGGAAUAGGGUUUAUAUCCUGGACAGCUCAUCGGCCGGCAUCACAAAGAUUGAUAAAUAUGACAAGAUGCCAAACGUUGUUCGAGACAUGGUCGUAGAAUAUUUCAAGAGUAAAGGUCUGGAUGGCCGGGUCGAGAAACUGAAGGCACAAGAACCAAAACGAUUGCAACUGGCAUGGAGAGAUUCAACUGCUGUAUUUGAGUAUGGUGUGAUUACAAUGCGGAAAAUGGAGACGUACACAGGCCAGGCAUUGAGACGGUGGGACUUUGGAUUGAAAAAGGGAGAUGAGAAGGCGGUGAAUGCACUUUGGAAAAAGUAUUGUGCUGCGAUCGUCGAAUCAAAUGUGAACGAGGUUAAGGACAAGAUAAGGCAUCUGGUGAAGCACUUUAGCCGUUGAAGACUACAUGACUGGAUUAUAAUUCAUUUUUUUGAUGCCUGACUCUUCAUGGG